Messenger RNA from Protobothrops mucrosquamatus (brown spotted pit viper), 1095 nucleotides. RefSeq names its product long-chain fatty acid transport protein 1-like. Gene Ontology annotation, cellular component: plasma membrane; mitochondrial inner membrane. The annotation marks the transcript as partial. Gene Ontology annotation, biological process: positive regulation of heat generation; positive regulation of protein serine/threonine kinase activity; phosphatidylserine biosynthetic process. The transcript has 5 exons. Gene Ontology annotation, molecular function: long-chain fatty acid transmembrane transporter activity; long-chain fatty acid-CoA ligase activity; fatty acid transmembrane transporter activity. NCBI's taxonomy places the organism in Eukaryota, Metazoa, Chordata, Lepidosauria, Squamata, Viperidae. The record is from RefSeq and is a predicted model, not a curated record.
GUGGGAGCCUGUGGCUUCCAUAGCCGGAUUUUGCCAAAUGUAUAUCCUAUCCGCUUGGUGAAAGUUAAUGAGGAUACCAUGGAGCUAAUACGUGGCACAAAUGGACUUUGUAUCUCCUGUCAACCAGGAGAACCCGGACUUCUUGUGGGCAGGAUAAACCAAGAAGACCCCUUGCGGAGAUUUGAUGGCUAUGUCAAUCAGAAUGCAACUAACAAGAAAAUAGCUUAUAAUGUCUUCCAAAAAGGAGAUCAGGCUUAUCUUACAGGAGAUGUCCUAGUGAUGGAUGAUCUCGGCUAUAUGUACUUCAAAGACCGCAGUGGGGAUACAUUCCGCUGGCGUGGGGAGAACGUUUCCACCACAGAAGUUGAGGGAAUCCUCAGCCAUAUUCUCAGCAAGACAGAUGUGGCCGUUUAUGGGGUAGAGGUACCAGGAGUAGAAGGCAAGGCUGGAAUGGCAGCUAUUGCUGACCCAAAAGCAAAACUGAAUCCUAACAUUCUGUAUUUGGAGAUACAGAAAGCAUUACCUCCAUAUGCACGGCCUAUCUUCCUCCGAUUUCUGCCACAGGUUGACACCACAGGCACUUUCAAGAUUCAGAAGACCCGUUUACAAAGGGAAGGCUACAAUCCACACCAGAUGUCGGAUCGGUUAUACUUUUUGGAUGUGAAACUUGGCAAGUACCUACCAAUAGAUGAGUGCAUUUUUGAGAGGAUCCAAACUGGAAAAAUGUCUCUUUGAUUUAAUUGGUGAGAAGACGCAUAAAGAUCCUGAUGUCGAAAGGUCUUGUUUUGGUAGAGAAAUAGACUUGAAUAAAUAAGCAAAACAAGAUUUUAAUAUGCAACAGGGAAAAACCCCACUAUGAUGUGAGAGCAAGAUGGUUUUCCUUCCUUCCUUUUUUUUUUUUUUUAAAAAAAGCACAUUAACCAUUUCCAGAACUCUUUUUGUAUUGUUCAAUUUUUAGAAAGGCCUUUUUCUUCCUUAAUAACUAUUGUGAUAGGGAAUUCCAUAUGAAAAUGAGAAUGAUUUCUGAUCUGCAUUAUUAAAUGUCCUCAAUAUGCCAGGGAUGACUAAACCUGUUGUAGCAAAACUGAUCAAAUU